AUGGGCAGUGACAUUGAUGACAAAGGAAGUUGCUCGGUAAAGUUACCUCAACAAAAUGACAAUAAACUGAACACCGAUAAGACUUUCCCCAGUUAUGAAGAGUUCAAUGAUGUCAAAAUCACAGACAUUGUUGCAUAUGGAACAGUUAUUGAGGUCAAUGGAGUUAAUCACUCUCUCCAUGAUGUUCCGUUACCCAAGAAUUGUAUGCGUGUAUCCAUCGAUGAAGCAAUGCAAAAAUCAACAUGUUUGCUAGUUCUGAUUCCCAAUGAAUGUGAAACUAUUGGUGAUGCUGUUGGAACCCAUGUGGCUUGGCCAAAACACCUGCUAAUGCUACGACAAAAGAAGCGUCAAAUGAAGAAAAUGGCUCAUGUAGAAAAUAACCAGACUUUGUCAUCAAGUGUGCCAAGAUCAUUGCGCAUGGUGUAUUGUUAUUGUAAGUGUUCUCUUGAGAAUGGAAGGAAAUUGUCAAUUUUUUUAGAUCAUGAGGUAUUUCAAGAUGAUUAUGAACUGAACUUGCAUCUUGAGGACAUUAGUUCUUUGUAUCACUUGGAGCCAAUUUCAGGAAAUUGUGUGGUUGUUUACAUAUGUUUUGCCGAUCUCCUCCUCCCCUUUUCUCUUCGCGAUGUUGCCGACCACCGCUCGAAGGACGAUGGCCCCUCCCUGACGUCGAUUCUUGAGAGCCUCCGAGUGCCACCCGAGUGUCGCUUCUCGGAGCAACGCCGUCGUCUUCUUUGA
Messenger RNA from Zingiber officinale, 735 nucleotides. RefSeq lists its product as uncharacterized. The record is from RefSeq and is a predicted model, not a curated record. NCBI's taxonomy places the organism in Eukaryota, Viridiplantae, Streptophyta, Magnoliopsida, Zingiberales, Zingiberaceae. The transcript is spliced from 4 exons. Bases 1 to 735 code for a protein of 244 amino acids.